ACCUGGAAGUAUUCAUCUACACGCAGGCCGUCUUUAUCACCAACUGGCGGCCACUUUUAUUUAUUUGCUACAGAACCUGGUGAAAGGAAGAAAAAAAAAGGAUUAUUCCAGACGCGUCGUUCAUGCUUUAAUGACAAGCCCUACUUUUUGAUGAAUGACAUUUUGGACUAAAAAGGAUGCAUGGGUCAUUUUGACCGGCAAUUCCCUCGCAUUGAUAUUCCAAUAUUUUGCGCCUUGCUCAAAAGAGGUAAUAUUUUUGAGACACUUGCAAGGCUGCAUGUGAAUUAGCCUCUGCAGCAACUCAUCAUUAGGAGACAACCAACCCUGCAACUUUGGCUUUUUUCUAUAAAGCUCCGAUGAUGGAAAGAAUAAGAAAAGAGAUGAUUCUGAUGGAAAGGGGGCUGCACAGCCCCACUGCUGGUAAAAGGGUUUCGAAUUUGUCAGACUCAGCUGGAAAUGCCGUCUUGGAGGCCCUUGAAAAUUCUCAGCACCCUGGCCGUCUCAGCCCCAGACUUACUUCCACAUCUCUGCAUAGCAAUAUAGGAAACAUCUCUACCAAAGGCAAAUUCGAAAUUGAUAGUUUAUUUAAUACUCAUCACCACAGCAGUGACAAUACGUCUUCCUCCGAAAUCUCCUCGUCUGAAAACAGGAAGAAAGUGUCUCUCUACCCAGAAGUUGUUCAAGAGGCAGACAUGAACAGUGAUGUUGAGGUGGGCUGUUCAGCGCACCGCUCUCCAAACAGCCUCAGCACCACACAGCAGAAGGAAAACAACAACAAAGGUUUUACAGACAACGGUUCAACAGCUUCCAACACAAAUUCCACGUCUGUGUCCAAUUUAAACGGAAAUGGCAAUUCGAUAGGCAGCUCGAGUUCCAGUUCGGAUCAGGUGAGACGGUACCGGACUGCUUUCACCAGGGAGCAAAUCGGAAGACUUGAAAAAGAGUUUUACAGAGAGAAUUAUGUCUCCAGACCCAGAAGAUGCGAACUGGCGGCAGCUUUAAAUCUUCCGGAAACCACGAUUAAGGUUUGGUUCCAGAACAGAAGAAUGAAAGACAAAAGGCAGCGCCUGGCAAUGUCUUGGCCGCAUCCCGCAGAUCCAAGUUUUUACACUUACAUGAUGACGCACGCGGCGGCCACCGGAAGUCUGCCCUACCCGUUCCAUUCCCACAUGCCACUGCACUAUUACCCGCACGUGGGGGUGACGGCGGCUGCGGCUGCUGCGGCCGCCACUGGGGCGGCGGCGUCCCCUUUUGGCACAUCCAUUCGCCCUCUCGACACUUUCCGAGCUCUUUCCCAUCCUUACUCUCGGCCCGAGCUGCUCUGCAGCUUUAGACACCCUGGACUUUACCAGUCCCCCGCUAGCUUGAACAGCUCAGCUGCUGCAGCCGCGGCCGCAGCCGCAGCAGCCGCGGCCGGCGCGCCCUCAGCUACGGGUCCUUGCUCCUGUCUUAGCUGCCAUAGCAACCAAGCAGCCAGUGCCCUGGGUUCAAGAAGCAGCAGCGCGGAUUUCAGUUGUACAGCAUCCGGUCCAAGAUCUGACAGCGGCUUUUUACCUUAUUCCGCCGCCGUACUUAGCAAAACAGCAGUGGCGUCUCCGGACCAGAGGGACGACUCAUCUUUAAAUAGAUAACUUAUUAACUGCUCCAGUUUCUAUUUAUUUAUGUAUGUAUUUAUUCAUUUAUUUAUACACAUUAAACUAAUUUAUUUCAUUUUGGACGCUAUAGACUUUUUUUUUUAAUUCCGUUCAUUUUUUUGCCGUUCCGAUAACACAAAACCGGAAAUCAGUUUUUCAGCUUCUUUGGAAAAUUCUUAAGCUUUAGUCAUACGGAAGCUCACAUGAUGCUGCACAGUUUGCAGUCUUUUUGCACAUCAGUUUAGAUUUUUAAUGAGUUUACAUUUGCGUUUUUAUUUACAAAAAAAAAAAAAAAAUGGGAGAAGGCCUUAUUUAAUUUUGAUAUACUUAGAGUGUUUCUUUCUUUUUCUAUAAAUCCAACAAAUCAUGCCUGUGAACUGAUGACAUAGAAUUGGUUGUUUUAUUAUGAAAGUAGUUUGGAUGAUACAUUUUAAUAACUGUAGAAAUCGA
Molecule: messenger RNA, 2084 nt
Organism: Polypterus senegalus (gray bichir)
Lineage: Eukaryota; Metazoa; Chordata; Cladistia; Polypteriformes; Polypteridae
Gene: evx2
Product: even-skipped homeobox 2
Exons: 3
Coding region: 357-1631 (424 amino acids)
Biological process (GO): regulation of transcription by RNA polymerase II
Cellular component (GO): nucleus
Molecular function (GO): DNA-binding transcription factor activity, RNA polymerase II-specific; RNA polymerase II cis-regulatory region sequence-specific DNA binding
Source: RefSeq, a predicted model, not a curated record